Medicago truncatula (barrel medic) is the source of this 1305-nucleotide messenger RNA. RefSeq lists its product as uncharacterized. The record is from RefSeq and is a predicted model, not a curated record. The coding region runs from base 1 to 1305 and encodes 434 amino acids. The transcript is spliced from 4 exons. Gene Ontology annotation, molecular function: protein dimerization activity. Lineage: Eukaryota; Viridiplantae; Streptophyta; Magnoliopsida; Fabales; Fabaceae.
AUGAAUAACCGACUACGUCUCAAGGCUUCAAUUGAUGUUGUUUGUUGGUUAACACUUCAAGCUUGUGCUUUUAGGGGUCACGACGAAAAGGUUAUAUCAAAAAACCAAGGUAAUUUUCUUGAGUUGCUAAAACUUUUGGCCUCUUAUAAUGAUGAAGUUGCACAAGUUGUGUUGAAUAAUGCUCCAAAGAAUGGAAAAUAUACUUGCCAUCAAGUUCAAAAAGAGCUCUUGGAAAUUCUUUCUAGUAGAGUGAAAAAACAUAUUCGUGAGGAAAUUGGUGAUUCCAAGUUUUGUAUCAUUGUAGAUGAAGCUCGCGAUGAGUCACAAAAGGAACAAAUGGCUCUGGUGUUAAGAUUUGUUGAUAAAGAUGGUUUAAUACAAGAGCGAUUUUUUGAUAUGAGAUGUGUUACUAGCACUACAUCUUUAAGUCUUAAGGAAGCAGUGUGUGAUAUACUUUCUCGACAUAACCUUGAUGUUUCUAACCUUCGUGGUCAAGGGUAUGAUGGUGCAAGCAAUAUGAGAGGAGAAUGGAACGGUUUACAAGCAUUGUUUAUGAAGGAUUGUCCUUAUGCAUACUACAUCCAUUGUUUUGCUCACAGAUUACAACUUUCCUUGAUUACUGCAUCAAGUGAACGACAUGAUGAGUUACAAGCUGCCCAACUAAAAGAAAAUGAAUAUUUGUUGGAAAUUGAAGGGAUAGUACCUGGUAAAGGUGCAAACCAAAUUGGUACUGUGAAACGGGCAACAGAUACUCGAUGGGGAUCACAUUUCAGUUCUAUUUAUGCUAUUGAGAUUCCUGAUCUCGAUGAUUUGCAUUCAGCAACAAGAUUUGGACGCUCUCGUCUCGAAGAGAACCAGGAUAGUUAUAAAGCUUUUGAUGUUGAUACUAUUUGCACUCUUGUUGAUAAAUAUUAUCCCAUGGAUUUCAAUGAUCAAGGGAAGAUUCACUUGUGUUAUCAACUCGAGCAAUUCAUUGUUGAUGCCCGCAAAGAACCAUGUUUGAAGAAUUUAUCAACUAUUCAAGAAUUAUGCUCGUGUUUGGUUGCAACUGAGAGGAAUAAAAUUUACUUCUUGAUUGAUAGACUACUCCGCCUUAUCAUGACUCUUCCAGUUUCUACAGCAACAACUGAGAGAUCUUUUUCAGCAACGAAGAUUAUCAAGACUAGGUUGAGAAACAAGAUGGGAAGUGGGUUUCUAAAUGAUACCAUGACAGUUUAUAUCGAAAGGGAAAUUAGUGCAAGUAUUAGUUCUGAGUCAGUUAUUGAUGAUUUCAAGUUAGUUGGAUCGCGUAACGACUUAUUUUAA